UGUCAGUCCCGCACCCGGUCCCGGGGGAUGGAGGCUCCGUGACACACGAGCGGGAGGCGGCCGCCACACAUGACAGUAAAGGACACGGUCCCGGUGUGCCUGUGGACAGGCCGGGUCAUCUGGAUGGAGAAACGGCAGCUGCAGGUGGCUGGACCCCCAGAGAGACCAGAGCACCCAGAGCGCCGGCGGCUGGGCCCUGAACGCCGAGGAGCGGCUGCUCCGGCACCUGUUCGAGGAGAAGGGCUACAACAAGGAGGUCCGGCCGGCCGAGCGCAAGGAGGACGUUGUGGAGGUGUCCCUGGCACUCACGCUCUCCAACCUCAUCUCACUGAAGGAGGUGGAGGAGACCCUCACCACGAACGUGUGGAUCGAGCACACCCUGCCUGCCCUUGUCCUGGGCAGCUGGGGGUCGCUGGGCGACAGAGCCCACUGCUGACGCAGGGGGCCCCCCAGGGCUGGACAGACAGCCGGUUACAGUGGAACGAGGCAGACUUCGAGAACGUCAGUGUCCUGCGGCUGCCCCCCGACAUGGUGUGGCUCCCAGAGAUCGUGCUGGAGAACAACAACGACGGCUCCUUCCAGAUCUCCUACUCGUGCAACGUGCUCAUCUACUCCUCGGGCUACGUGUACUGGCUGCCGCCUGCCAUCUUCCGCUCCUCCUGCCCCGUCUCCGUCACCUACUUCCCCUUCGACUGGCAGAACUGCUCCCUCAAGUUCAGUUCCCUGAAGUACACGGCCAAGGAGAUCGCCCUGAGCCUGAAGCAGGAGGAGGAGGACGGACGCGCCUUCCCCGUGGAGUGGGUCAUCAUCGACCCCGAGGGCUUCACAGAGAACGGGGAGUGGGAGAUAGUGCACCGGCCGGCCCGGGUCAACCUGGACCCGAGCGUCCCACUGGACACCCCUGGCCAGCAGGAUGUCACCUUCUACCUGAUCAUCCGCCGCAAGCCCCUCUUCUACGUCAUCAACAUCCUGGUGCCCUGUGUGCUCAUCUCCUUCAUGAUCAUCCUGGUCUUCUACCUGCCGGCCGACUGUGGUGAGAAGACGUCGGUGGCCAUCUCAGUGCUGCUGGCCCAGUCGGUCUUCCUGCUGCUGAUCUCCAAGCGGCUUCCCCCCACGUCCCUGGCCAUCCCGCUCAUCGGCAAGUUUCUGCUCUUCGGCAUGGUGCUGGUGACCAUGGUCGUGGUCAUCUGCGUCGUGGUGCUCAACAUCCACUUCCGCUCGCCCAGCACCCACGUGCUGUCCGACGGAGUCAAGAAGCUCUUCCUGGAGACGCUGCCCGGGCUCCUGCACAUGUCCCGACCAGCAGAGGAGGGGCCUGGCCCGGGGGCCCUGAUCCGGAGGAGCAGCUCGCUGGGCUACAUCUCCAAGGCCGAGGAGUACUUCUCCCUCAAGUCCCGCAGUGACCUCAUGUUCGAGAAGCAGUCGGAGCGGCACGGGCUGGCCCGGCGUCCCACGACCGCGCGCAGGCCCCCCGUGGGCUCUGAACAGGCCCAGCAGGACCUCUUCAGCGAGCUGAAGCCUGCUGUGGACGGGGCCAACUUCAUCAUCAACCACAUGAAGGACCAGAACAACUACAAUGACGAGAAGGACUGCUGGAACCGUGUGGCCAGCACUGUGGACCGCCUCUGCCUCUAUGUCGUCACGCCCGUCAUGGUGGUGGGCACCGCCUGGAUCUUCCUGCAGGGCGCCUACAAUCAGCCGCCACCCCAGCCCUUCCCGGGGGACCCCUUCUCCUACCAGGAGCAGGACAAGCGCUUCAUCUAAGGCUCCUCUGCGGGAAGCAGCUGGCUGGGGGCAGUCCGGGGGUGGCCCGCCCAGUGAGGAACUCUUCCCAGCAGCCACAGGAGUGACCGGGGUGCUGCCCGCCCCGGGGGGUUC
This is a messenger RNA of Sorex araneus (European shrew), 1878 nucleotides long. It is a transcript of the gene CHRND, whose product is annotated as cholinergic receptor nicotinic delta subunit. NCBI's taxonomy places the organism in Eukaryota, Metazoa, Chordata, Mammalia, Eulipotyphla, Soricidae. Gene Ontology annotation, biological process: monoatomic ion transmembrane transport; regulation of membrane potential; chemical synaptic transmission. Gene Ontology annotation, molecular function: transmembrane signaling receptor activity; acetylcholine-gated monoatomic cation-selective channel activity. The record is from RefSeq and is a predicted model, not a curated record. The coding region runs from base 70 to 1764 and encodes 564 amino acids. The transcript has 14 exons. Gene Ontology annotation, cellular component: neuron projection; postsynaptic membrane; synapse.